Molecule: messenger RNA, 1113 nt
Organism: Adineta ricciae
Lineage: Eukaryota; Metazoa; Rotifera; Eurotatoria; Adinetida; Adinetidae
Source: the annotation of a GenBank genome assembly
AUGACAACAUCAAGUUUAUCUAACUAUCAGCUGAGAUCAGCAGCGAGCAAUGCCAGUCAGACAUCGGAAUCAUCGUCUGCAAAUAAUAAUUCAACUGAAAGCGAGACAGUCUUAGUUGCGAGUAGACUCAGUCAUAUCAGCUUGGCUGAGCGCGGAGAACGACAACAAGCACUUGAUCGGCUGGAAAUUUUGAAAACGGUAGGCACAGGCUCCUACGGGCGUGUACUUGUAGUUCGUGAUCGAGAUACAUUGGUAUACUUUGCACUAAAAGUCUUCUCAAUCAAUCAUGUCGUCGAACAACGACAGACAGAACAUGUCAAAAGCGAGAAAGAUAUUCUCUCAGUGAUCUCUCAUCCAUUCAUUGUUCAACUUCAUUGGACACACCACUCGGAUCAAUUUCUGUACAUGUUAUUAGAUUAUGUUCCCGGCGGAGAAUUAUUCAGUUAUAUGAGACGAAAAGUUACGUUCGAUUUGAAAUCUGCAUUAUUCUAUAUCUGUGAAAUUAUUCUUGCCUUUGAAUAUCUUCAUUCGUUGCAAAUCAUCUAUCGUGAUUUGAAACCAGAGAAUGUUCUUUUGGAUGCCGAAGGUCAUGUUAAACUUGUGGAUUUCGGUUUUGCUAAGAAAAUCCAGAAUAAAACAUUUACCACAUGUGGCACGCCGGACUAUCUCAGUCCAGAAUUAUUCAAAGGCACAGGGCAUAAUAAGAGUACAGAUUGGUGGAGUUUAGGUAUAUUACUAUUUGAAAUGUUAACGGGAGCAACGCCGUUCAAUCCUAAUCAGAAUAACAAUGAAAUCUAUCCACGUGUUUUAGCCGGUAAAAUCGUUUGGCCACGCACGAUUGAUGAGCCGACGAAAGCAUUUAUCAAGAAACUACUCACUCAGAACAGCGAGAAACGUCUUGGUUCAGGUCGGAAUGGUUCACGCGAAGUGAAAGAACAACCAAUUUUUGCAUCUAUCAAAUGGGAUGAUGUCUAUGCUAGAAAAUUGAAACCACCAAUUGUACCAUCGGUUACACAUCCAGGUGACACGUCGUGCUUCGAUAAUUAUGAAGAAGAUUGGCGAUCUGCACCGUUUGCUUCGGAUAGAGAACUGGCCUUGUUUUCCAAUUUUUAA